Messenger RNA from Dendronephthya gigantea, 1345 nucleotides. RefSeq lists its product as uncharacterized. The coding region runs from base 149 to 982 and encodes 277 amino acids. NCBI's taxonomy places the organism in Eukaryota, Metazoa, Cnidaria, Anthozoa, Malacalcyonacea, Nephtheidae. The record is from RefSeq and is a predicted model, not a curated record. The transcript has 5 exons.
GCUUGUUCCACUUGCUCAUUACUGGCGAUUGUCGAUCGAAUGUCGAAAGAAGUCACCUAAGAAACAAUUUGUGCUCAUACCGGGUUACUGCCAUCAGUAAAUAACAACACCCCGUGGGAAGUAAAUAAGAACACCCCGUGCGAAGUAAAUGGAGAGGCUCCCCCCGGAUACAAUCACAGAACGGGAAAUUACUAGUUUCCAAGAAGAUGGGGCUAUUUGUUUACGAGCUGUGUUCUGUCAGAAAUGGGUUGAUCUCUUGAGGAAGGGAAUAGAGCACAAUCGCCUCCAUCCAUCCGAAAAGACAAAACGCAAGGGUCACUCUCCUCUGUUUUUUCACGACUACGACAACUGGGAAGACAUUCCGGAAUACAAGGAAUUUCUUCUCCACUCCCCAGUUGCAGAGGUAGCGGGACGACUUUCCCGGUCUGCGAAAAUCGCGCUGUAUUCCAAUCACGUUAUCGUGAAAGACAGCGGGUCAACGGUGGAAACACCAUGGCACCAAGAUCAGGCUUACUAUGAAGUCGAUGGACAACAGGUAUGUUCCGUGUGGCUUCCUGUCGACCCACUCACAGAGCACACGUGUCUCCGUCUUGCGAAAGGUUCUCACAAGUCACCUAACUAUUUCAAACCGGUUCACUUUAACGGCCCUCUAUUCAGCCCUUACGAAAUCAAACCUGGAAAAGAAGAGCAAGCGAAAGAGUUUCUGUCGCCAGAUUUUGAUGGAAACGACCAAUACCAAAUCCUAUCCUGGAAUAUGGAGCCCGGAGACUGCAUUGUUUUUCACAUGAAAACGGUUCACAGUGCUCAUGGUAACAACCUACAAACGCCGCAUCGAGCCUUCUCCACAAGGUGGCUUGGUGACGACGCGGUCAAGGGUGAACGACCGUGGAUGAAUUUGCCACCAAGCACUCAGAUGAAUGGUUUAGUAAAAGGAGAUAAACUCGUCGAUUCUGGAUCAUUCCCCGUUGUUUGGAACGUGUAAUGGAAAUUUUUGCUGAUUUCUGAUCAAUGGUUAAUGGAUUUGCUGUUUUGACUCAUUCAGAACGGUUUUAAACGGGCUGGCCUUUUAACAUAAUAUAGAGAAAAGAAAGCCUAAAAGGAUAAAAAUCAUAUACUAAAGGCUGUUAGAAGCCUAGAAAGGAGCGGUGCAAUUUUUCUUUAAAACAGAGCGAGGUCUCCUCACAUGAAAAGUAUUCUGAUUCAAGGGACAUUAAUUUUGACAGACAGUUCCGUCAAGGAUAACCGAGCAUGUACUUUAGGUGUUCACUUUAAUAGUUUACCGAACCUAUAAUUAACAUGAACAGUUUUCUGUACUUAGCAUUUUCUGUACAUUAAAUGGAACAAC